This is a messenger RNA of Silurus meridionalis, 2529 nucleotides long. RefSeq names its product huntingtin associated protein 1 (gene hap1). Gene Ontology annotation, cellular component: dendrite. The transcript has 15 exons. The annotation marks the transcript as partial. Lineage: Eukaryota; Metazoa; Chordata; Actinopteri; Siluriformes; Siluridae. The record is from RefSeq and is a predicted model, not a curated record. Gene Ontology annotation, molecular function: signaling receptor binding. Gene Ontology annotation, biological process: neurogenesis; anterograde axonal transport of mitochondrion; neurotrophin TRK receptor signaling pathway.
CCUGAACUCCAGUGGCCUGUUCAGACAUCCUCAGUCCCCAUCCUGUGUUCCUCUCCUCCGUCUCGUCCCCCUCAGGCCCUGCUGGAGCCGCGGGCCGACUUCACCCUGAACGGGGAGCAGGAGGAGGGAUGUGGCCCCCUCACCCCGGACCUCCACCUCUCUCCUGGGAAUCUGAGGCAUGGCCCUGUCCAGGUUAAAACACACAAAGACGUGUCCACUCUCACAGACGUGUGUUCAGGUGUGGAUUUGCCUGAGGUGGAGAUAGUGAGUUUAUUGGCAGAGGAGUUGCCCCGGUACACUCUGAGGGCAGACCAUGUGUUUGGGUACGAUCACGAUGACUGGCUGCACACACCACUGCUGCCACCAGAGGCCGCUCUGGGACUCACCUACGAGCAAAUCGACGAAACCUUCAAAUACUUUUUACUCUGCUCGGAGAGGGUUGGCCAGGUUACAAAGACGUACCAUGACAUCGAGGCUGUCACACAUCUUCUGGAAGAGAAAGAGCGUGAUCUAGAGCUGGCAGCUCGAAUCGGCCAGUCGCUGCUGAAACAGAACAAGACCUUAAAGCAACGGAACGAGCUGCUGGACGAACAGCUGGAAGCCGCAAAAGAAGAGAUCGCUCAGCUACGUCACGAGCUCUCUAUGAGAGAUGAUCUCCUGCAGCUGUACACCGGCACUGAGGAGAUCGAAGCAGCUGCAAUAUUGCACCUGCCGAUCAGGCGAAACGAGUCGAGUUCUUCUCUCAGCAACUACGUCCAUUAUGAUUUCCUGCAAACGAAACUCAAGAGUCUGGAGGAAGAGAAUUUCAAACUGCGUACUACGGCCAACGAGUUGACGUCAGAGACCAGCAGCUAUGAAGAGCAGGAGCAGCAGCUGAUGAUGGUGUGUGUCGAAGAGCUCUCAUCAGCGAAUAAGCACGCGGUGGCUCUGUCUGAGGAGCUGGCUCGUAAAGUGGAGGACUCGCUCCGGCAGCAGGAGGAGAUUAGCUCUCUGCUCGGUCAGAUGGUCGAUCUGCAGCAACGCUGUAAAGUGCUCAUCAGAGAGAACGAGGAGCUCACUCAGCAUCUAAACACCUCACGGGAAAGCCAGUCAAAGCUACGAACUGAGCUGAAGGACCUCCACGAGAGGUACUCUGAGUGUGAAGACAUGCUCCAGGAAGCCCGAGAGGACAUCAAGAACCUGCGCAAUAAGAGUCUACCAAACAGCACGGUGCAGCGCUACAGCUCGCUGGCCGCCGUCUUUCCCAUGGACUCGCUCGCUGCAGAAAUUGAGGGAACCUUCCGCAAAGGCUUGGACAGUCCUGCUUCUUCAGAAUACAAGACUCAUCCAUGGCGUGUGUUUGAGACAGUAAAAGUGGCCAAUCAAGUUGCACGACUGCGCUCUCGGGGCCAAUCCCCGCAGGUCCCCAGCUCUAGCCCCGCCUCCUUAGGGUCCAGUCGAACCAGCACACCACGCACUAGUUUCUAUGGCUCGGACUCUGUCAGCAUCAACCAUGAGGAGAAAUCUCACUCUGUAACACCAUUACAGGAGCAGAGCCUCGUAGAAUCGAAGCGUCUGGGGCAGCCGGGCAUGCCGGGUGGUCAAGAUCUAGAGGAAGCGCUGCGUUCCCUGUCUGCACGCCAGGAGAACCAUUCUUCCGAUUGUACAUUCUUUGAGGUUGAACGCGAGAGGAAGCUUAGGGCACUAGGUAGCAGCAGUGCAGGAGCCUCUAGUGGUUUCCUCACUCCCAAUGACAGCUUGGAAUCCACUGGAACCAACUAUUCAGGCAGCUCCCAGCAUUCAUCUGCUUCAUCCAGCUCCCGAUCUUACCUCCCUGAACGCCUGCAAAUAGUCAAACCUCUGGAGGGUUCAGUCACCCUGCACCACUGGCAGCAGCUGGCUAAACCCAACCUCGGCGGCAUUUUUCAUCCACGACCAGGAAUCCUCACCAAAGACUUCAGAGAGCUGGAUGUAGACAUUCAGCAUGUUUAUAGUCUCAAUGAUAUUGAGGAGGAUGAGCCGAACUGGUCCAAACUCCCAAACCCCAUACACAUCCCUGGUGUCGCUUCAUCUGGAUUCAACUUCCCCCACACCUGCCCCACCCACACCAUCACCAACUCUCAGAUCCUCCAUCCCUCUGUUUUGUUGUCUUCCUUAUCCACUAGCUUUCAGCCUGAUAACCUGUCCACCACUGGAUGCAAUCAGCAUGUACGGAACUUCCCUGAUCACCAGCAUGGUUCCUUUCAUCGACCUUCCAUGAACACGACGCCCACAUUAGGUCUUAUUCGGCUGCUUCAGGAGCGAGGUAUCUCCGCUUCGUCUAAGCUCGACGUCUCUCCCGUCCUCAGACCUUCUGUCAGCACUUUAAACGAUAAAGAAACAGAUGUCGGAUCCAGCCGAGGAGCAAAACCGCCUAGGAGGAACAUUUUUAGCUUCAACCUGGUCGACAAGCUUCAGAGUCUUGGUCUUCAUAAAGUUGUAGCCAGAGGACUCAAAGACUCAGGGAUGAAGGAAGGAGAUUCACACGAUGCUCCUUCAGCGAAACACUGA